UCAGCUUCUCACCAUGUCUUCUCACAAGACUUUCAGAAUCAAGCAAUUCCUGGCCAAGAAACAAAAGCAAAAUCGGCCUAUUCCUCAGUGGAUUCGGAUGAAAACCAAUAACAAAUUCAGGUACAACUCCAAGAGAAGACACUGGAGGAGAACCAAGCUGGGCCUAUAA
This is a messenger RNA of Cricetulus griseus (Chinese hamster), 169 nucleotides long. NCBI's taxonomy places the organism in Eukaryota, Metazoa, Chordata, Mammalia, Rodentia, Cricetidae. The record is from RefSeq and is a predicted model, not a curated record.